GUAUCUGUAAUACUCAUGUUAUGAUCAAUGUAUUAAGUAGUUAUAAGUUAAAUUGUCCUACAAUUUAGGGGAGCCAUGUAACUGUGGUAUCAAUAUACCUCAUUAUACCUCAUUGUUAUUACGUAAAAUAUUAAUGUGUAAGGAAUUUAUAUGGUGCUAAAAGGAUAAACUUGUAUGGUGCUAUUAGAAGGUAACAUAGGUGCCGUUAAGAACGCUUACACGCAGCUACCGAUGUUCGUUUGUUUGGGUUACGCGGGCAGCGAGUCUGUCGCUUAUAAGUGGAUAUGAAUUGUAGACUCAGCGAUAUGGAGCGGUGAUUCAAUCCGUGGCACUGGAGGCAAGGACGUGCGUUGUCGAGGCAGGAGGAAGCCCAAGCCUGAGCCAAGCCCUGCGACGGUCACGGUGAGGGGAGAACGCUAGAGAGAAGUGAAGCAUUAUCGGCAGCUGAACAAGUCACACGCAUAGGAAUAUGAGACUGGUGGACUGUGAGGUGCAGACAGAGGAUAUCAGUUUGUUGUUACCAGUGAGUGGGAGUGGCACAGGAGCGUCGAGGAGGGCAGGGAGGCACCAUCCACACACUGUCCUCGGCAGGGAAACAUUUAUGCGGAAAGGGGGCAAGAAAUGCAUAUACCUACUCGUGUUCUUGACAUUACUAGGCGGGGCAGGGUUCGCGUACCUCGGGUUUUACUGCCCUGCCUCAGUCUGCUCCCUAAGACCCUUGUCACUAGUCACAUCAGAAAAGGAAAGGACAGAAGGCACCCCGCGAGACUCCUUGACCAAGCAGCUGAGUGUGUUCAGAGAUAGCCUCGACCAGUUCCACUUCAGGACAGAUGGCAUGGGGCAGCCCCUCCUCAAUACCGCCAGGACAGCCAUGGGGCCCUCCUUCGAUGAUGUCAUUGGACGGGACUUUCAAUUUGACAUCGAGGACCAUGAUGUCAUUGUCUUCCUGCACAUCCAAAAAACUGGAGGGACUACUUUCGGGAAGCAUCUUGUGGGUGACCUGGACUUGGCAAGGCGGUGUGAGUGUAGGAGAAGGGUGAAAAAGAGGUGUACGUGCCUGCGCCCCGGCAAGAACUCAUAUGAGACGUGGCUGUUCUCACGACACUCGACAGGUUGGAAGUGUGGCCUGCAUGCCGACUGGACUGAGCUGACCAGCUGCGUGGAUGAUGUCAUGGAUAAGAUUGAGGACAGCGAAAUCAAGCGAAGGUAUUUUUACAUCACCAUGCUAAGGAACCCCAUUCAUCGGUUUCUGAGUGAGUACCACCAUGUUCGCCGGGGAGCAACGUGGAGGAAUACCCGGCUGCUCUGUCAGGGCCGUCAUGCCACCAAGGAGGAGAUGCCUUUGUGUUAUGAGACUGAAACAUGGGAAAAUGUCACCUUGGAUGAGUUCAUGGACUGCAGCAGUAACUUGGCCACAAACAGACAAACUCGCAUGUUGGCAGAUCUGUCACUAGUGGGCUGCUACAACACCUCCAUGAUGAACCCUGAGGAGAGGGGGAGGAUAAUGCUGCUCUCGGCAAAGAACAACCUGAAAAAGAUGGCAUUCUUUGGCCUGACUGAGGAGCAAGAGAUCAGUCAGUACUUGUUUGAAGUGACUUUUAAUCUUAGGUUCAGAGUGCGUUUCAAACAGUACAACCAAACCAUCACAGACAUGGCUAUGAAGGACUUUGAUGUUGAGACGCUGAGGCGCAUUGAGGAACUGAAUUCUUUAGAUGUGCAGCUAUACAAGUAUGCUGUAGAACUCCUCCAUCAGCGCUUCAAGAAGCUGUCAUCCCAAGACAAACAUUUUGAGGAACACUUCAGUAAUAUGGGGAAAAGUACAUUUCCCUGGGCAGAUUUAGAUCAACAAGGGUGAUACUUACGCCUAUGUGUAUAUAUUUUUUUAUUACUCAUUCCUACUAUACAAAUUAUAUUUAAUGUUUAUGUUCUAGUUCAUGUUUUACUUAAUUUUGAUAUUGUGUCAAGAAAAGCUAAGACAAAAUAUUCCCAAUUUUCUUUACAUAAAUACUGAUGAUAUUUGUGCUGGCAGCAAUGAAAUUAAUAUAAGAAACUUACACAGAAAUAAUAUAUUAAAGAGAGAAAACUUACUGAUUGAGCCUUUCAAUCUGAAAAUGCCACCAGAUCUUGAUCAUCAGGAUCAUACCUUGACCAGCUAAACAGCGCUUAGCAAAUUUGCCCAAACUUUCAGAUAUUAAAAUAAGGUAUGAAUAAGGUGAUAUGAAAGGCAAAUUAUUAACUUUUAUAAGAAAUAAAUGUCUGAUUCAGUCAUAUGUGCAAGAUUACUGUUUUGAUGAUGGUAGUCUCAUAGUUAGUCCAGAACAUCUAUCUAUUCUAAGGUUAUGAAGAUAAUGUGUUAAGGAAUACAUAUCAACAUAGGUAAAUAAUAAUUUAACUAUGUUAUAAACUUUUGAAUGUGAAAUGACCUGUUACAUACUCAACAUUGUAGUGCUAAAAUACUUAUGCAGGAAAUAUGUAUGUACUAGACCUUACAAUAAAUAGAUUUUUUUUUAGUUUUUCUUAUGUUUGUGUUGCAUUAUGCAUAAUUUGCAACAUGUACAGUAGGAUCUCUCCAAUAUAGAAUUCCUAAAUACUAUUCUCGAUGAUAACACUGAAGUUAGAAUGGAUACUGAGUUUUCACAAUAAUUUUGGAUUUUCUUGAACAGAUUUUUUGCUGGAAAGAAACAUCUGAAUGCAUCAUGGAUAGUGGUUGUUUGGCACCAUCUCAAUGACAUAGCUGCCAGACUUGCAUCUUCGUUUUGUUGUGCAGAGAGAUUUUUUGGUGCUGCCACCCCAGGACGUGCAUCCACUUUUCCCAUUUGAAUUCUUAUCACUAUUUUUUUUAGCUGAAAUAAUAUGAAUCUUUAUUAAACUCAAUGUGAUUAAUAUUGAAUUAAAUUGAUGUGAGUAAUAUAAAAUUCAUCUUGGAGGAGCUAAUAAGAUGUUUGAUGUGAUAAUUAAUUUGAGGAUUGCACAUUGAUGCUAUUGUGACUUACUGUUGUACUUAUGAUGGUGUCCCCUGCCUGGCCUCUCGCCCCAGACUCACACACUUCCUGCAGCACAUCAAACUUAUCAGAGCCAACCCUUACAACUCUUGGUUAUAUAGACAAAAAUAUCACAACAGCAUACACACCACUUUAAACCAGUGUGAGAACCUGGAAUGAAAGUCAGAGGUGUAGAGUGCAGGCAGUGGAAAUUAGUUAUUUGAGGAGUGCUUAUGGUGUGAGUAAAAUGGAUGGAAUGAGUAAUGAAAGUGUGUACGAGCGUUUUGGAAUGUGUCACAGGGGUGAAGGGAAGAAGUGUGGAGUGGUGGAAAAAGUGAAGCGACAGACAUUAAAGUGGUUUGGCCAGAUGGAGCAAAUGGAGGAGAGUAGGAUGACCAGAAGGUUGUAUGUGAGUGAGAUAGAGGGAGGGAAUGCUAGAGGAUGACCUCCAGUGAAAUGGAGAGAUAGGGUGCAAGAGUAUUUUAGGGAAAGGGGGGAAAGAUCUUUGAGAAACUUUGAGCAGGCAAGGAGGGAGUGUCUGGACAGAGAAAGUUGGAAACUCUUCUACCGUGGCCAUCCCCUGGUGGGAGCUCCUAGGAGCAGGUGUCAAUGAAAUGAUGGUGAUGAUGAUGAGAACCUCAGAAGUAUGGGUGAUCUGGCUGCAAUCAAGGGUAGUUCACCGAGCCCUGUUUUAUGCACAACGCAUCACAUGUUUGUGACUCCUGAUCCAAUUGGAAGCACAAUAUUGAGUGCUAUCCUGAUAUUUCACUGUACUAAUUUGCAUAAUAUGACCAUCCCCUCAGGUUGACUCUUUUGUACUGUUUGUUUUUGGUACCACUUGAUGCUAUGCCACAAAUGACACUUGAUUCAUUGCAUUGUUUUCUCUUCUUAGUUGAAGAUGGAUCACCCACAAGCUCAAAAGUUCUCAUGCUGUAUGAAUUAAAGUGGUGGGUAUGCUGCUGUGUGAUAGUUUUGCCUCUAUAAUCGUAAGUGUAAGGGUUGCUUUUAAUGAUGUUUAUGAUGAGCAUGGAGAUGAGUCAAGUGGCACUGCACAAUAGCCACUAUGCACAAGCCUUAGAAUAAUAAUCAUGUCAGACAUCUCAUUAACUCCUUUAAGGUGAAAUAUAUGUUACUCCUGUUGAUUCAAUUAGGAUUCUUCUUAUUUCAGCUAAAAGAAGUACUGAUAGAGUUACAAAUAGGAAAAUGGGUGAAAGUCCAAGGAUGGAGGCACCAGUCAUCAUUCACAUAUUUCUGUGUCACUAAAUAAGUUUUUGUUGAUAGCAGCAUUUUUCAGCCACCAAUUAGAUGUUAUUGGUGAAGUCCUACUGUAUAUUAUUACUAAGUUUUAAUACUGAAUUGUUAGUAUUUAAAGAAUUGCUGUGAUAUUUAACUAUCCUAGAGGCUGAGUAAUUUUUAAUGAAUUUCUUUGGCAAAAUUAUGACUACAAGUGCCAUAGAUAAUAUUUAAUGUUUGUAUGAAAUUUAGGGCUGAUAAUGUGUAUAGAUCUAAGUUUCAUCAAUACACAAUGCAUUACCAGUCAGUAGGUUCAUACGCUGGGGUGCGCAUCGCCUCGCCAACCAUACGAUGCCAAACCUGGGAGCUCCUCCAGGCAAGUCUCCAUAUAGGCCCCCUUCCCAUUAUUAGUACUUCUUGGCAGGAUCUGUCGGCUUGCUCAAGCCACAAGCUCUAUGGGUGUCCCCUUGGCCUCCUUCACUCAUGAUUGUCUCUUACAGAAACAAUCUGGUGAGCAGGAUUGGCUUCUGGGUACUGUGCCACAUGCCACAGUUGGCAUUCACAGACUCUGCAGAUAAUAGGCCUUAAAUCAGUCUCACAGAGUAGUCGCUGGAUUGACAGUCAUACUAGUGAUAUUCCAUGAUUUUGCGUAGGCAAUUAUUACCACAUGCAUCAAUUCACCUCUUCAAGUCACUAUUCAUUGUUCAUGUCUCAUAGCCAUGUCUCGUAGAGUAAAACAGGGAGCACAAGCGACUUGAAAAUCUAAAUUUUUGUCCUUCAGCACAGGUAUCGACAACGCCACAAACUCAUGCUGAGUGAGUUCAUAAUGCCGUAGGCCAAGCCAGUCUACCUUAUGACUCCCUAACAAGACCUGCCAUUGUUCUUCAUUAGCUUGCACUGAAUUCAUUGUAAAGUCAAGACAUUACAUUUUUUUUUCCGGAAUAUAACAUCCUCAAGAUAAUAAGUUGCUAAGCAUCAAAAACACAUAUGAAACAAGUUUCAGUGUCCCCUUUUGAAAAUACAGUAAACCCUUUAUAAAUCAGCCUUUAUUUAUUUAUUUAUUUAUUUUUUUUAUAUUCAUAUAUAUAUAUUUUUUUUUUACGUUUUGCCUAUGGAGGUGAUAGGCUUUCUUGGUGGGGCCUGAUGGUCAGCCUCAGACUGUUGUGGCACAGGCAAGUGUUUAUAGUGGUGUUAUCUUGGUUUUUAGAGAGAAUCUAGAGUCCGUGUUGACGUGGUCAUCAGGACAGCAUGUAUGUAGUCUUAGGCUACUCAGUGAUGACUAAUUGUCAGCUUGUGGCAACAGGUGGGACCCAGGUUCUGGAUGCUGCACCUGCAUGCUGACCACUCAGCCACUCAUCUAGAAUAGCCAAAAAAUCCAAAAUAUCCUUAGUUAAAAACUCAUGAAUACCCAAGCAAAGCUGUUUCAGUGUUUACCAGCAAUUCUGAUUAGUUUUUGCAAAAAGGAGAAGGCAUCACAGGAGAGUUGAAGUAGUGCAGAGCUGUAUGAAUAUAAUUCAUACAUCUUUAGAGUACAGGUGUGCAAUGAUGUGGCAGUGAGGGUGGAGUUGGUUGUAGUUGUAAAUUAAAUAAAGUUUGAGGCACACCAUGCAGGUCAGGUAAGCUUCUGAAUGAAUAAGUUAUGAGCUGCAUCUUGUGCAUGCAAAUCUAAAUUAUCGUUGACUUUGAAAAUUAGUUUAAUUGUUGCCUGUAUGUGACAGUAUGAUAGAAAAAAUAAGAUCAACCAAUGAGCGGCCAUGCUUCUCUUGCCUUACGCAUGAGGGUUCAGGUGGGACAGCACCUGAUAGACUGACAGCCUUUGUUUUGAAAGGACACACCAAAUUCCUUGCUGUUAACCCCUUCAACACAGGAACGCGUAUACUGCGUCCUUGCGUGCCCCGUACCAUAUCCGAGGACGCGCAUACUGUGUCCUGGCUCGCUUCUGCCAAUAUAUGAGUUAUUUUAUCUCUAUGUUUAUGCUUACAUCUCAAAAUUAUCAAUUAAUUUAUGUUUCUUUAUGUGCACCAUUUAAUUCUGCAUGUUUUAAUUUAUAAUACAUGAGUAAUGGCGAUCCCUGAUACGGCGCAGGGCGCUGCUUUGGCCCGGCCAUAGUGAGUUUCUUUAUGUGCACCAUUUAAUUGUGCAUGUUUUCAUAUGUAUUACAUGAUGAUUGUGUUGAGUUUAUGGCUGAAAACUUGUUAUAUUCAAUAGCGACAUUUGAAAUUCGGCGCAUCCGGCGAUCCUGGAUACAGCGCGGGGCGCUGUUUUGGCCCGGCCGUAGUGUAGGGGUUAAGUUAUAAGGUAGAUUUUCGUCUGACAUACAACAUCCAUCUGGAUGAUGUCUGGACACACAUUUUAUAUCAUACAGAUUUUAGUCUGAUUUACAAAUAUGUGUCAAGAGCCCUGCAAGAAAAGAUGGCGCCACUAUAAAACACUUGCCUGCGCCAUGAUGGGUUGGGGCCGACCACCAACGAGGCCCCUCAAGAAAGCCAACCGGCGCCAUAGGCUGGCACAUCAAAAAAUAUUAAAAAAUGGUAUACUGAGGUCUACUUUAUAGAGGGUUUACUGUAUAGAAAAUCAAUUAAUUUACAUAUAGUAAGAUUUGUAUAUAAAUGUAGUUUUAAAGUUCCUGAAUAUGCAGCAGAAGUUACUGUAAUAACACAUAUGAAUCACCAUUAACUCAUACUAGAUUUGUAUGUUUGUUCAGUUAUUUAUCCACAAAGCACUCAGUUUGUGUUGACAUAUGUAUUUAGAAUAUUAUGGCACCCACUUAGGCUCAUUCUAUUUUCAACAUGUGAGUAAUGUCUCAAACCACAAUAAAGUUGGAUCUUAUGAGUAUGA
Molecule: messenger RNA, 7052 nt
Organism: Eriocheir sinensis (Chinese mitten crab)
Lineage: Eukaryota; Metazoa; Arthropoda; Malacostraca; Decapoda; Varunidae
Gene: Hs6st
Product: heparan-sulfate 6-O-sulfotransferase 2-like
Exons: 6
Coding region: 470-1855 (461 amino acids)
Cellular component (GO): membrane
Molecular function (GO): heparan sulfate 6-sulfotransferase activity
Source: RefSeq, a predicted model, not a curated record